UUGGAAAUAUACCGUACGAACUUACCGAAGAGCAGUUAACAGAGGUAUUCAAAGAAGUUGGACCAGUCGUAUCUUUUCGCCUUGUAUUUGAUCGAGACAGCGGAAGGCCUAGAGGAUAUGGUUUUUGCGAAUAUCACGAUGCCGAAACAGCUGCAAGUGCAGUGCGCAACCUCAAUAAUGUAGAGGUUGGUGGAAGACAGUUAAGAGUUGAUUAUGCUGACGGGGAUCCCGCAAAUGCACCUUCGAUUCCACCGCCUGAAAGAUCUAACGUAGAAAGACCACCACCACCUUCUCAGCAACCACCACAAUCAAUUGUUCCGCAAAAUACACCGCAGCAAUCUGCAAUCGAAAGUAUUUCACAAACAGUUCAGCACUCAAUGACUCAGGCUCAACUUCUUGAAAUUUUGUCCACAAUGAAGUUGCUCAUCCAAACACAUCAAGAUCAAGCUCGAUUACUAUUAGCCCAAAAUCCUCAACUUUCAUAUGCAUUAUUUCAAGCACUGCUACAACAGAAUUUAGUCGAUCCAGCAAUACUACCGCGUGUACUACUGCAUAGCAAUCCUCAAGCACAAUCUCAACCUAAUCCUGUACAAAAUCCACCCUCACUCGUUCCUCCGCCAAAUUAUGUUCCGCCUAACGUGCCUAAUGCGGCCGCAGUGCCACCGCAACUUCAACCUGCUAU
Messenger RNA from Dentiscutata heterogama, 682 nucleotides. The record is from the annotation of a GenBank genome assembly. Lineage: Eukaryota; Fungi; Glomeromycota; Glomeromycetes; Diversisporales; Gigasporaceae.